This is a messenger RNA of Lates calcarifer (barramundi perch), 1930 nucleotides long. It is a transcript of the gene hcrtr2, whose product is annotated as hypocretin (orexin) receptor 2. The transcript is spliced from 7 exons. The coding region runs from base 184 to 1455 and encodes 423 amino acids. Gene Ontology annotation, cellular component: membrane. The record is from RefSeq and is a predicted model, not a curated record. Gene Ontology annotation, molecular function: orexin receptor activity. Lineage: Eukaryota; Metazoa; Chordata; Actinopteri; Centropomidae. Gene Ontology annotation, biological process: circadian sleep/wake cycle process; feeding behavior; G protein-coupled receptor signaling pathway.
GACCCUGCUGCGGCCGCGCACGGAGACGGAGGAGAAAUCAGCGUCACGCUGACGAGAGUUUGCAGAGCGCGUUAUCAUCGCACCACAGUGCCGCGUCCUUAUUGGCAGUCUGCUCAACAACCCGCGGACACUGCAGUCACAGAUUAACAGCAGGAAUACAGCACACACAAACACGUCCAAAGGAUGUCGGGAAUCACCGGGAAUUUGGAUUGCGAUGAUUGUUUAACUGCUGCACAUGUGGCCAACAACACGGAAUUACACCUGCACUCCACUGUGGAUGAGGACGAUGAACUUCUGAGAUACAUCUGGAGAGAGUACUUGCACCCCAAGCAGUAUGAAUGGGUUCUCAUUGUGGCUUACAUUAUUGUGUUCUUCGUUUCACUCAUUGGAAACUCCCUGGUAAUUUGUUUUGCAGUAUGGAAAAACCGUCACAUGCGCACUGUGACAAACUAUUUCAUCGUGAAUCUCUCCUUUGCUGAUGUCUUGGUCACCAUCAUCUGCCUGCCUGCCAGUCUAGUCGUAGACAUCACUGAGACCUGGUUCUUUGGAAACACUCUUUGCAAAGUUGUGCCUUAUCUGCAGACCAUCUCUGUUUCUGUAUCAGUCCUAACACUGAGUUGUAUUGCCCAAGACCGUUGGUAUGCUAUCUGCCACCCUCUGAUGUUCAAGAGCACAGCCAAGAGGGCUCGCAAGAGUAUUGUCGUCAUCUGGGUUGUGUCAUGCAUCAUCAUGAUCCCCCAAGCUAUUGUGAUGGAGUGCAGCAGCCUGCUGCCUGAGCUCACAAACAAGACCAGCCUGUUCACAGUGUGUGAUGAACAUUGGGGAGCUGAGAUCUACCCCAAGGUGUAUCACACCUGUUUCUUCAUCGUCACCUACUUUGCACCAUUAUGUCUCAUGGUCCUGGCAUAUAUCCAGAUAUGUCACAAGCUGUGGUGUCAACAGAUUCCUGGAAGCACAUCAGUGUUGCAGAGGAAGUGGAGAUCCAUCCAGUGCUCAGCUCCGACCCCUGGCCCAGGAGAGUCUGUGAGGGUCAGGACCAGCACAGUUUGUGCUGAGAUCAAACAGGUCCGAGCCCGACGCAAGACAGCUCGCAUGCUGAUGGUGGUGCUCUUUGUGUUUGCGCUCUGCUACCUACCAAUCAGCGUGCUCAAUGUGAUGAAAAGGGUCUUUGGGACUUUCAAGAACACAAAUGACAGAGAAACAGUGUAUGCGUGGUUCACUUUCUCCCAUUGGCUCAUAUAUGCCAACAGUGCAGCAAAUCCCAUCAUCUACAAUUUCCUCAGUGGGAAGUUCCGUGGGGAAUUCAAAGCAGCCUUUUCUUGCCAUUGUUACGGCCAAGGCGAAAAUCAAACCAAGAGGAUAAGAACCAGAACGAGCACAGACAGCCGAAAAUCUCUGUCAACCCAAGUAAACAACAUGGACAAUGUGUCACGCAUAUCAGACCAGAUAGUGUAGUCUUGUAAUCCAGGUAGGGAGUUCUCAAGAUCACUCCAAGCUUUUAAGGACACACUUAUCACUCUCACAGGUAGACAUUAAAAUGUCCUUUGUUUUGAACAAACCUCUGGAUGGAAAAGAAUGUGUUGUUUUAUGUUCGUUUAGUUUUACAAGGACACUUGACCUCUGUUUUCUGAAGACCUUCUCACUUCUUUUACAUGGUCAGGAACACAGGACAUGGCAAUCACUUGUAAUUAACAGAAACUGUCUAUUUAUUAUCAAAGAACACCAUUUGAUGGUUUAGUAUUUAAAAACUCCUACCAUAUAUAUUUUUUAUGAUAUUAUGAUAUUUCAGUUGUAUAUGGAUAGUUUCAUUGCAUUGUAAACGUACCAUUUUGUAUUUAGAAGUUUAUUUUUGGUUCAGUGGCCAGAAUCAGUAUUACAGAUUAUCAGUUUACGGGUUUUUACAAGAUGUUCAGAUUUGUAAUUUGUCUCC